AAGUCUCUGCACCCACCAACUCCGUUGAAAAAACUUCGACAUGGUGGUCCUUUUUUUUUUAGCUGGGAUGCAAUCGGAAUUAAUAACACUACUGUUGAUUGUUUGCAGCACUAUCCUCUUCGCCUAAUCAUGCGCCUGAUGAAUCCUGUACCCAAACAUCGGGACGUUAUCUAAUUACGAACCAACACAGUUUAUGACCCAAAUGGUACAAUUGUCUAGAACACUGAACCCUCCAGACGGAAAAAACUAAAAAUAAACUAUGCAGCUGACCUUAUAGCUACAAGACAAGAAAGUAGGUCACAACAAGCGCCAUACGUCGCAUAACAGACUUACUGUGUCACGUACAUAAGCAGUGAUGCAACUGAGCAGGCCUACACUGCACAUUUAUUCGUUGACAAGUAGUCAUAACGCGCAGUGACAUUGCGAACGAUAGGAGUAAAAGCGGUUGAAAACUAAGAAGAGGAACGACUUGUUUACUAUGAAGCUGUUAAUAAUCGUGCAAGUAGCUGUUCUGUACGCUACAUGUCUGCAUGAUGUCAAGGGCCGUGAAUCCACCACCGAGGAGUCCUCAAACGCGGAGCCGUCUGCCCUUUUCAAGAGGAAAAUGCAUGCAUAUCUCACACAACUUGAUGUCAACAAGGAUGGCAAAUUGGACAAACGAGAGUACGUGGAUUUAACAACAGAGAGAAGUCGACAGGCUCUCCCUUCUUGGAGGUCAAAGGUCGUAUAUGCAAUUUUGUCUGCUUCUUGGGGUACCUGGUUUUCAAACGAACACAACCAAUAUAAGCAGUCAGUUACAGUCGAUGAAUGGAUUGAAUUACUCAAAAUUGCCAAUGCAAAUUUCACGAGUAAUUCAAAAUUCUCCGAAUGGUGUGAGGACUGGUUCGAUACCAUCAAUUUGGAUUGUGGUGAGGACAUUUCUGUUGAUGAGUUUGGUAAAUUCUUGGUGAUAUUCCAUAGUGCCUUGCCACCGGAAGUGCCAUUCAAUACCACUGAUCAAGAUGGCAAUGGCGUCAUCACUGGGCAAGAGUUCGCAAAUGGUUGUGCCCAAUUUUAUUACAACCAGAACGACCCCGAGACAGCUUUCUUUUAUGGAUCCCCGGACAAUUAGAUAACGACAGCGUCAAAGAAGAGCAAUUGAUGUGCCACAUUUUAUAGCAGCUUUUGCUCAAUAAAAUUAUGAGUAAAUAUUUGGUUAGCACAUGAUAACAUUUUUUUAUGUUCGCUAUUGUUUUGU
Molecule: messenger RNA, 1237 nt
Organism: Lingula anatina
Lineage: Eukaryota; Metazoa; Brachiopoda; Lingulata; Lingulida; Lingulidae
Molecular function (GO): calcium ion binding
Source: RefSeq, a predicted model, not a curated record